AUGGUUUCACUACAUGAUGCAGCAUGCGGGGGGCCCACGUGCAGCGACAGAGCCGGGAACGUGACUAGUACAACGGCUGAAGCUGCGCCCAUUUGGCACGCGGGGCACACCUAUAAAGGCAGCAUCCGUUCCCCCAGUCCACGCUUGGCUUCUCUCUUCUCCCACCUCCCCCUCCCACGCCUUCCUCCUCCUCUUGUCUUCAGUUACCACUUCAUUGGCAACCGCUCCGGGCUUCCCUCUCGUCUCGUUCCCCUCUUUCCCCCUGCAAAGGACCCCGUUCCCCCAUUUUUCACCCGCUCGGAGGACUCCCGAGAGCUUCUCCUCCCUUCCAGUUUGCUGCAUACAGAUCGUCAAGAAAAGGGAACUGUUCUUCAGCAGGUGAACCAUGAGGACAAGGAAUCCGACAAUGUCAAAGUCGUCGUCAUGGCCCAAGACGAAGACGGUGGUGAAGAAAUGGCUGAACCUCAACAACUCAGAGUUCCAUUCGGACUGCAUCAACGAGAGCUUUGGAGGCCAGCAGCAGGUGAUGAGGAGGAAGAGCUGCUCCGACAGAGAUGGCAGCCUUCUCACCAAGACUGA
Molecule: messenger RNA, 579 nt
Organism: Panicum virgatum (switchgrass)
Lineage: Eukaryota; Viridiplantae; Streptophyta; Magnoliopsida; Poales; Poaceae
Exons: 4
Coding region: 1-579 (192 amino acids)
Source: RefSeq, a predicted model, not a curated record